Messenger RNA from Epinephelus lanceolatus (giant grouper), 848 nucleotides. The record is from RefSeq and is a predicted model, not a curated record. Lineage: Eukaryota; Metazoa; Chordata; Actinopteri; Perciformes; Serranidae.
AAUCAAUAUAUUCCAGUAAACAUGGCAAAACGCAGGUCAAGGAUAUUGAUCUGAGAAAGAUGAUACAAUAAUGUAUGCAAAGGCUACUACAUAGUACGCAUGGUGUCAGUAAUCCUCUUGGAUUAAUAGAGAAACAUUAAUAAAUAUACAUAAAGGUGAGAUCUGUCACAGAGGAAAUUUCAAGAGCACACAGGAAUGAUUCAAGUGACAUCAGCACGCCUGAGUAAUGGCCCCACCCAGUGGAGAGAUGUGGUAACGACAGGAAAGUUCCUGAAGACUCUGGAGCUCCUCCAGUGAGAAUAUAAAAGCUGGGACAGUCCCACUGCUGAGACAGAAAGCAACACACACUUUAACAAGAGGACUCGACACUGAACACACACUGAGGAUGCUGUGCUCUCAUGGACUCCACUCAGUCCUCUGGCCUGUACGCGUCCUGAAGCCAGAGGUCAGACCCCUGCUCCACCAGCAGGAUCUACUGCAGAGAAACCUACAGGAGCUCCGCAGCAGUCUGGAGCUGAUGGACAAACUUCAACACAAGAUCCAGGAGGAGACGGAGCCUUUCCAAACCAGCAUGGCCGUGCAGCUGGAGGAAGAGGGAGAGCACUUCGGCCUGACCCUGGACACUCGAGGCUUUUCCCCAGAGGAGCUGUCUGUCAGACAGGAGGGCAGGAAGCUGAGAGUCAGCGGGAAGACAGAGAAGAAGCAGGAGGACGGGAAAGGCUCCUACUCUUACAGACUCCAGGAGUUCAGACAGGAGAUUGAUCUGCCCCAAGGAUCCAACCCUGAAGCCGUCACCUGCUGCCUGGCUCCAGACGGGAAGCUCCACAUCCAGGCAGCCAAAGCUCCAU